Manis javanica (Malayan pangolin) is the source of this 3191-nucleotide messenger RNA. It is a transcript of the gene MRPL35, whose product is annotated as mitochondrial ribosomal protein L35. Gene Ontology annotation, cellular component: ribosome; mitochondrion. Gene Ontology annotation, molecular function: structural constituent of ribosome. Gene Ontology annotation, biological process: translation. The record is from RefSeq and is a predicted model, not a curated record. Lineage: Eukaryota; Metazoa; Chordata; Mammalia; Pholidota; Manidae.
UAUCCCGAAGCCGGCGUUACUAGCUGAACGCGGCGGGAGGGAGGUCGUCAGAAACUCUGGUUGCGAUCUGCGCGGAAAGCGGGCCGGUGUGACUUUGGAGAUUUCAAGCAAGAAAACUUACUGGAUAUUUCGUAGAAAGGAAUCAACGGCCAGAGUUACUCACACAGUGCGGUUGCUGUAGGCGUGGAGGCAAGAUGGCAGCUCCCGUCUUCACCCGUGCCGUGAGAGCCGCGUCAGGAAUCUUACGGCCCCUGAAUAUUUUGAUGUCUUCAGCCUAUGGAAACUGUGCCAAGAAUGCCUGCCUUAGUUCUGCACUGUCCACCCGACAGUUUCGUUAUAUGCAGACACCAGUUGUUUCAUCUGCUCCCAGACUUACCACAUCUGUCAGAAACCUGACAUGUGGGCAUACUGCAACAAUGCUCAAUAGAGUGACCCCCUUGCUUUCAAAUGUCCUGAAGCUACCAGUCAGAAAUGUAAUGUACUUCAGCGCACGAAAAGGCAAGAGAAAGACUGUGAAAGCUGUCAUCGAUAGGUUUCUUCGACUUCAUUCUGGCCUUUGGCUAAGGAGGAAGGCUGGUUAUAAGAAAAAAUUAUGGAAAAAGACACCUGCAAGAAAAAGACGCCUGAGGGAAUUUGUGUUCUGCAAUAAAACCCAGAGUAAGCUCUUAGAUAAAAUGACAACAUCUUUCUGGAAGAGGCGUAACUGGUAUGCUGAUGAUCCUUAUCAGAAGUAUCAUGAUCGAACAAACUUGAAAGUAUAGACCAAAAAUUUUAUGAUUCUCAGUUAUUGAAUAUGUAUAUUUGUGUAUGUGAUGUCUUUGCAAAAAUGAGUAAGUAUAAUACUUGAUGUAAAUUAUGCCAACUGGCAUGGAAACAUAUGAUACCAAUAUUAAACUUAUGAAAGUUUUAAAACUUAAUAGAUUAAAUAUUCCCAGAUCUGUUCAAGAACAGAGGAGUUUAAAAUUGUUGAUUAUUUUAACAAAUGGUAAUGGCUUAAUUAGUUCUUCCAGUUAGGCUUAUUUAGUUGCAAGGAAUCCAAGUUAGGACAGACAUAGGAAGACUAUAAAAAGCAAGUUAACUGAAGCAGUGUGACAUUAUUUUAAGGGUGAGUACCUGGAAACUCAGGAACCACCUCACCAGCCCCAUCUCCCACCAGAACUAACCGCCAGGCAUCCGGAAGAGCAGAAAUUAUAUUGAUCCACCUCUAAGGGCCUCAGCAACAGGAAGUGGUAACUCUCAUAGUAACUCUAACGUGCACCUUUCAGGUUGUUUUCCACAUCAUGAUCCUCAGCCCCUACUCCAGUUCCUAAUGUCAAGAGCCUCAAACUACUCCAGCUUAUCUUUUUACACCAGGUCUCAUCAAGGAUCAUUGACCAAUGUAGGGACUGGCUGUUCUUAGGUCAGGAGCCCACCCUGGCCCACUGGUUGUGUUAGCAGGUUCACAUGAAGCAAAAAGUAGUUAUGUGAGCAGUUUCACUUAAAGGUAGACAAGGGACGGCAAUACCCAUUGUGGCAUACUAGGUUCACUGUGCUCAUUACUGUUCUCACUUAGUUUAUUAAAUUAGGAUUUUUUUAUGGAAAGGUGUAUAUGAAAUAGUCUUUCAGUAUGCCCAUUCAUGAAAUAGAAGAGGCUGUACAAGUGAACACAACUUCUUACCCAAAAGUUGAAGAUGCAGUAUUUUCUAAAAGUUAACCUACUUCUCUAAUAGUAGAAAAGUAGUCUAAUAGAAUUAGAUUCCAUAUUUCUAAUUGUAAGGAUAAACUUUUUCAAACUUUCCAAAGAUGCAUUGUAUAAACUAAGGGGAGAAAAGUAAUCUGAAUCAUUUUAGAAAUGACACGAGUUCAGCAUUGUUCCGUGGGAGAAGAGGGUCUGGUAAGAGGCACUGAGAAAAAUUAAAUUAACUGAGUAGUUAGAGACUAGGGCAGUGGUUCUCAGCUCUCCUUUCAGAAUCAUCCGGGAAGCAUUUUCAGACAAACAGAGCACUUUGCCUGGUUGAAAAACCACCCAGAGCUCCCUCAACUUACAGGGUUAUAUUCUAACAAACCCAUUGUAAGUUGAAAAUUUCCUAAGUUGAAAAUGCAUUUAAUAUGCCUAACCUAUCAUACAUCAUGACUUAACUAGACUACCUUGAACAUAUUCAGAACACUUAAUUAGCCUAAAGUUGGGCAAAAUCAUCUAACACAAAGCCAACUUUACAGUAAAGUGUUGAAUGUCUCACGUACUUGAAUAAUAUACUGAAAGAGAAAAACAAUGGUUUUUUAGAAUCAGGUGAGUACAGAAUGGUUGUAAAUAUAUUGGUUGUUUAACUUCAUGAUCUGGCUGACUGGGAGAUGGGGCUCACUGCCACUGUCCGGCGUCACAGGAUAGUAUCCUAGCACAUACUGCUAGCCUGGGAAAAGAUCCAAAUUCAAAGUUCCAAGCAUGGUUUCUACUGAAUACAUAUUGCUCUCACACCAUUAGACAGUUGAAAAAUCAUGAAUUGAAGCAUCCUAAGUCCGCGUCUGUCUGUGUUAAACAGAACUACACCUCAUUUCCUCUUCAGAUUCUUUAAUAUAAUAGUUGAAGAAGUUCUUCUAUUGUUAAAAGAAUAAGGUAAAAGAUGACCAAAUUGGGGUUCUGUGGCAUGUCAGAGUAGGAUUAUAAGAGGAAUUCCUUGAAGCCAGCAUGUGGUAGCAGGACUUAUCAUUGACACUGACUUUAUAGUUUGGCAUCGAAACACCUUUCAUUUAAAUAAAUGGUCUACCUAAACACAUUCAACUGUAUGUAAAAGUAUAGCUUAUUGAACACCUAUUUUGUCCCAGCAGAAAGAUGGGCAUUUAACUACAGAACUCAUACCAACCUUGCAAAGGAGCUAUUAUUUGUCUGUGGUUUAGAUCUGAAGAAACUGAAGGUUACGGAGGUUAAGUAAAUUAUGCAAAACAACAGCUAAGUAGCAGAACCUAGGUCUAACUUCUUGGAAUCCCAUGAAUUUCCCUGAAGUCUUCUAACAGUAUAUGACAAUAUCUAAUCAACAAGUGACUAAUCUAGCACUAUAAAUAAAAUAUUUCAUAAUACUGUACCAAGUCAGCUUUUAAAUGUAACUUUGUUCUUCUGUUGUUUGUUACCUCUUAACCUAGCUAAUCUCUAUUCGGUUGACAUUGGACUUGACUCAGUAAAUAAAUAAAUGACUUUGAGCCUUUCCAUCUCUUCA